UCAGUGCGUUCACACCCUGUAUCUUACCUGGGAAGGUGACAGAUGACUAUGGUGCAUGUGUAACGCUCGGACUCUGAAUGCAGCACCAGUAUAGGAGACAAACGGACUAAAAGCGAAAAAAAAUGAAGCAACCUGCUGCAACAGUUGGCACGCCUCCAAAAAUUAGCAAACGUUUAUUCUGGUGGUUCGGCAAGUCCUUACUUAUUCUUGUUAUCAUGAUGUUCUCCUAUAUGUACUAUACCAAGCUGGAUGUUAAUACAUUCGUGACUGUAAUGAGAGAAAGGACACUGCACAACACAUCAGAAGAAAAAGUGCUAGAAAAUAAAUUGCAGCCAAUAGUAAACAAGCCCAAACCACUGACUGGUAUGUGGACUGUCAAUGCCAUUGGACGUUUGGGCAACUUAAUGGGCGAGUAUGCAACGCUAUAUGCCCUUGCCAAGUUAAAUGGCCAUCAAGCUUAUAUCUUGCCACAGAUGCAGAACCAGCUGUCAAAGAUCUUUAAAAUUACAUUACCUGUGCUUCACCCAGAUGUCAUCAACCGCAUCAAAUGGAGACAUUAUGGACUUCACGACUGGAUGUCUGAGGAGUACAGACAUAUUGAAGGCGAAUACAUCAGUCUUAGUGGUUACCCUUGUUCAUUUACUUUCUACCAACAUAUAAAGGAUGAGAUUCUUCGAGAGUUUACUUUCCAUGAUUAUAUCAAAGAAGAGUCUAACACUUAUCUUGAGAAGGUUCGAGGAGAUAGGAAGAACGUCACCUUUGUCGGAAUUCACGUUCGGAGAGGUGAUUAUGUUCAUGUAAUGCCAAACACAUGGAAAGGGGUGAUUGCUGACAAAGGUUAUUUGCAAAAGGCCAUGGACUACUUCAGAGAGAAGUAUGAGAACCCUCUUUUUGUGGUGACCAGUAAUGGGAUGGAUUGGUGUAAAGAGAAUAUAAACAAUUCAUUGGGUGAUGUCCACUUUGCUGGGGAUGGCCAGGAGGGCUCACCUGGGCGAGAUUUUGCCUUGCUAUCACAUUGUAACCACACCAUCAUGACCAUAGGGACAUUUGGCAUUUGGGUUGGUUACUUGGUGGGAGGAGAAACCAUCUACCUAACAAACUACACUUUACCUGACUCUCCCUUCCUUAAACUUUUUAAGUAUGAAGCUGCUUUUCUUCCAGAAUGGAUUGGGAUUCCUGCGGAUCUUUCACCACUUCUUAAUAAAAAGAACCCUUAAUGAGUGUUUACGUGGUUCUCCGGGUAAGGCCACAAGGACAAUUAUAGGAAGAAACUCUCCCUGUCUCUCCAAAGUCAUUUUUGUAUCAUUUCACUAUGCAAUAUGGGUGAGCUGUUACAACAAUUUUUAUUCCAUGUCCAAUCAUUUAAAGAUCUUGUUUUUAUUAUUUCAACUAUUUGGUUGCCCAAAACAAAAAAUAAUUUAGAGUAAAAAAUUUAAAAUGUAUUUUUUUAUACAGAAAUAUGAUAACAUUAUUUAUUAUUUCAAAGAUUGACAUGCAUAUUGUACAUUCUAUAUAAAAUGACAGCUAAAAGUCUUUUUAUGUUCUUAUGCUAAGAAUAUUUCACCAUAUGUAAUUUAAUUUUUAAUUAAUGCUGAAUAUUAAGUGUCAGAUAUAAACAAAAUUACAGUAGAGAUCCAAUUCCUUAAAUUCAAAUACAUGGUAUUUUAUUCAUUUUACAUAUAUAAAAAAAAAUUAACUGCCAUACCAAUGGAACAAGAAUGUAUUAACUGGAGAAAGACAUCAGGGGAGAACUAGUAACCUAAAGGAGCCUAAAGGAGUCUCAAUUUGUGCAAAAUAAUAAUAAUAAUAAUCUGGCAUACAUGCUUUGUAACACAUUUAUUAUGUGUUUUAGACACUUUUUGUGCUUUGCUCGACUAGAGGGCAUGGAUCAUGGAUCAGUAAGAAAGGGGCUUGACUUCAGAUCCACCAAUGUGCAACAGCAGCUAGUUUGGCACAUCUUCAGACUGCCUGGCUUAAAUUUACACUGGCUGUUAGAAUAACUAAAUCUGCUUUGAGUUGUAUUCAAAGAGAUAUUGCACCUAUUUCAGGAAAAAGCUAAACAAAUCCAUAUUAAAAAAUAUUACACUUUUUUUCAGAAUUUGGGACAACUGACAUUGUUAUUAUUCUAUUAAUUCUAUUUUGUAAAAUCAGACUUUUUUAAAUAUAGACCAGAAAAUUAUAGUUCUAUGAAUAUCUUUAUUUAUAAUCGUUAUUAUUGACACAGUUUAUGCUGCAAAAUUACUACCUCUGGUUAGUGGGUAGUACUGAAUUGACACAUGGUACCGUCCUAAAAUUCUUAUCAUCUGAUAUACUGUAUAAUGUCAUGUUUAUUGGUAGGUGGACAUUCUGGUUAAUAGCUUCAUAGACAUGGGGUUAAUUCUACCAAUCUAUGUUAGCAUACUAUUAAUUGUGCCUAUUGUAACAACUAACAAUAUGAUUUUUUUUUUACUAUUGUUAUUACUGGAAGGUCUGGUAAAAGGUGCAGAUUUUCCAUAGAAAAAUAAUUCUAAUUGUAACUAAAUAUGCAGGUUAUCUGAAAUCUGUCACUCUAGCCUGGUAUUACUGGCUAUCACUUAUUUUAGUGCCUUCAGGUAUGACUAAAAACAAUUAAGCAAAUCAGACGUGCCUAUUAUAUACCACAUGGCAGGUGCCCUAAACGGGUUAUCCCAUGAUUAAUGUAAAAAAUAAAAAUCUGAUAUCAUAUAGCGCAUGGCAACCUCUUUCUAACAAAGCUUGAACCAGCCCUGUCCCUAACAUCCAUUGCUCCAAUUGCUGUGCUAGAUUUACUUCAAACUGGCAGCUUAGGGGGUGUGUCCUUUCUCAGAAGGCGUGUCCUCUAACUAUCAUAGCUUCUAACAGUAGUUCUGGCCGGUGGCAGUUGAAGGAUGGAACUGAGCAAGUCCAUGGACAGACAGAAGAGUUGAAGAACAAACAGCAGGUUGCGCUAUCAAGGUACAUUUUAUUGAAUAACUCAUUCAGUGCCUUUACUACAUUCUUAACCCCCUAGUGACCAGCCUGUUUUGGGCCUUACUGACCAAACGUUUUUCUUACUUUUUCAUUGUCGCAUUCCAAUAACUAUAAAUUUUUUAAUUUUUCGUCUAUAUAGCUUUAUGAGGGCUUUUUUUUGUGGGACAA
This is a messenger RNA of Bufo gargarizans (Asiatic toad), 3135 nucleotides long. Its product is annotated as galactoside alpha-(1,2)-fucosyltransferase 2-like. Gene Ontology annotation, biological process: carbohydrate metabolic process. The record is from RefSeq and is a predicted model, not a curated record. Gene Ontology annotation, cellular component: membrane. The coding region runs from base 123 to 1217 and encodes 364 amino acids. The transcript has 2 exons. Gene Ontology annotation, molecular function: galactoside 2-alpha-L-fucosyltransferase activity. Lineage: Eukaryota; Metazoa; Chordata; Amphibia; Anura; Bufonidae.